AUGGAGGCUACAUGUAGCCCAUGCCAGGGAACAGGGGGAAAGAGGAGGGAGGCGCCGAGCGGGGCAUCAGAUCCGCCCGCCGCCGAGCCGCCUAUCAAGAAGAUGAGACGCGACUCCUCGACGGACCCCGACGACUGGGGUCGUCCUGUCAGAGUGUACGCUGAUGGCGUCUACGAUCUUCUUCAUUUGGGCCACAUGCGACAGCUUGAACAAGCGAAGAAGCUGUUUAAAAACGUCCACCUCAUCGCCGGCGUGGCAUCUGACGAGGACACGCAUCGGCUGAAAGGACAGACGGUGCAAACGUUGGCCGAGCGCGCUGACACCUUGCGCCAUAUUAAGUGGGUUGAUGAGGUCAUCGCUCCCUGCCCGUGGAUCCUGACACCGGAAUUCAUCGAGGAGCAUAAAAUCGAUUUUGUAGCUCAUGACGCCGAGCCUUACCAGGCGGUGCAGAAGUCUAAGGAGAAGAAGGAACGCGACGAGAGGAAGAAGAAGAAGAGUCCACCGGUCGAUGAUGACAUCUACGGAUGGCUGAAAGAAGCCGGGAAAUUCAAGGCAACGAAACGGACGGCAGGGGUUUCAACGACUGAUUUGAUCGUCAGAAUUCUCCAGAACUACGAAGACUACGUCGAUCGGUCCCUUCAGAGAGGUGUCACACCAAAGGAUAUGAAUAUCGGGUUCACAACGGCAAACGCCAUCAAGAUGAAGAAGAAUAUGCAACGCUGGGGUGAAAAGGUCUCCGACGAGCUCACGAAGGUCACCUUGACAGACAGGCCUCUCGGUGUAAACUUUGACCAAAGCGUGGAGAAAUUGAGGAACAGUAUACAUCAAACGUACGAUACCUGGAGAGCACACUCUCACAAGUUCCUCAAGGGAUUUGCGAGAACCUUCGAGCCGAUGAAAUCCUUCAUUGGCCUCCAUCAUAAAGGCUCGCGUCACACGAGCGACGAAGAAGACGGAGCCGCUUCAGAUACAUCGCAGUAG
This is a messenger RNA of Besnoitia besnoiti, 981 nucleotides long. RefSeq names its product cholinephosphate cytidylyltransferase. NCBI's taxonomy places the organism in Eukaryota, Apicomplexa, Conoidasida, Eucoccidiorida, Sarcocystidae. Gene Ontology annotation, molecular function: phosphatidylcholine binding; choline-phosphate cytidylyltransferase activity. The record is from RefSeq and is a predicted model, not a curated record. Gene Ontology annotation, biological process: CDP-choline pathway. The transcript has 9 exons. The coding region runs from base 1 to 981 and encodes 326 amino acids.